UUUGGUGAAACUUAUUUUGAUUUCAUUUUAUAUUCAGUUGAACAAGAAAUGCUCUGUAUCCCCUGGACAAUUUACGCUGAAGCAUGCUCAAAAGAUGGAGAAAAGAUUGAAAAAUCAGCGCCUUCGUCAGAGUUUAUUUACUUCCAAAAGGCGACGACUGAAACUCAAGUCUUUGAGGGCAAUGAAAAACUCCACACAGUCUGUAUUAGAAGGUGAUACAUACCAGUCCAAGAUUGGCAUUGAAGAAGAUUUAGAUCUUGAGGACAUUGAUCUCACUCCAGUAUCUUUUCCAAAGGAUGGUAGUGAAAUUAUUUUUGACUUGGAAACUACUGGUCUGGCUCGGACAUCUGAUAUUAUUCAGAUAGCAGCAGCCUCUGGAGACGAGGAAUUCAGUAUAUAUAUGACCCCAACGACAGAAAUUAGUAUUGGAGCUUCUGAGGCCACAGGUUUAACUUAUGUUGGAGGUGUCCUAACACAGAGGCCAGGCCGUGAGUUGUGUUACUCCCCAGGAAGGACUUUCCCAGUUUCUGAAUUUCAUCAAGAAGUUUUCAAAGCCAAUUCUGGUGGGACAUAA
This is a messenger RNA of Saccostrea cuccullata (small rock oyster), 574 nucleotides long. RefSeq lists its product as uncharacterized. Gene Ontology annotation, molecular function: nucleic acid binding. The record is from RefSeq and is a predicted model, not a curated record. Bases 95 to 574 code for a protein of 159 amino acids. The transcript is spliced from 3 exons. NCBI's taxonomy places the organism in Eukaryota, Metazoa, Mollusca, Bivalvia, Ostreida, Ostreidae.